AUGGCAGCGUCACGAUCAUUGAUCCGUCUUUGUCUUCAUUCAUCAAGGGUGGCAGCGCGCCCAGCUCUUCGUCAAGCAUCCACCAUCCUCCCUCGGUCAGCACCAUGCCAGAUCGCACGGUCAUUCACCUCAAGUCCUGUACUCUUCAAGAAGAGCAAAGCCGGCAAGGCAAAGAAGGAGGACGAGCUCGAUGACGGUGUAAAUCUACCCGAAUUCACCAUCGAGCCGUUCCAGGACCACGUGGACAGAGCCAUUAACUGGCUAUCAAAGGAAACCGCAAAGCUGAGGCAAGGAAGACAGAACCCGGCCUUGCUGGAUAACUUGAAGAUCGAGCUGCCGGAGGGUGCGUUGCAGUUGAAGGAUGUUGCCGUGGCAAGUUUAAAGGAUGGAAAGACGAUGUUGGUUAGUGUUUUUGAGGAAGAGCAUGUUAAACCCGUCCAGACCGCAAUCCAACAAUCACCACACGGCCUCAACCCUCAACCCGCCUCCGGCAACCCCCUCGGCCUAAUCAUCCCCCUCCCCCAACCAACCCGCGAAGCACGAAACAAAAUUGCAGCAGAAGUCUCCAAAAUCGGAGAAUCCUCAAAAACAGUCCUGAAACGUGCACGUCAAGAUGCGUUGAAGUUGCUUAAGAGUGCGCAGUUGCCCAAGGAUGCGAAUAAGAAGAAGGAGGCGGAGGUGGAGAAGGUUAUGAAGAAGGGGAGUGAUGAGGUGACGAAGAUUGUGGAGGCUACGAAGAAGGCUGUGUUGCAGUGA
This is a messenger RNA of Saitoella complicata NRRL Y-17804, 756 nucleotides long. RefSeq names its product ribosome recycling factor. Lineage: Eukaryota; Fungi; Ascomycota; Saitoellomycetes; Saitoellales; Saitoellaceae. Gene Ontology annotation, biological process: translation. Gene Ontology annotation, cellular component: mitochondrion. The coding region runs from base 1 to 756 and encodes 251 amino acids. The transcript has 3 exons. Gene Ontology annotation, molecular function: ribosomal large subunit binding. The record is from RefSeq and is a predicted model, not a curated record.